AUGCUGCCCCCUGGUACUUUCCAAGAAGGCUGCCCAAUUGACCGUUUUUCAGAAGAUUCUUGGUGUCUGGUCAGCUGCAAUGCCGGAUACAAACAGAAUGAGGUGAGAAACCACUGGUGCCCAGCAUUCUUUAGAGAACAGUUGAGUCCAGAGAUUCUUCCUCACCUCACUGUCAAAGGGCCUCGCAGUUGGAAACAGAAGUUGAAAGACUUGAACAGUGACUUGGAAGCCAUGAACGGGAUAGAUGAGGGGGACAAGGAGGAAGCUGAUGAAGCUCUCCGACAGGAUUUGCUGUGUCAAAUUGAUGAGUUGAAAAGCUGGAUUGAUUUUUUUGGCCGGUGCAUGGAGGCAAAUGUGGUUCCUGUUCGAGUUCCUGGUGAUGGGAAUUGCAUGGUGUGGAGCAUCCGUGUUUUGUUGAUGGGAUGGGAUCAUGUUGAGAAAAUCUCACAUGGAAGUAAGGAAGGUAGGGAAGAGCACAACGAAAUCAGAGAGUCCUUGAAAGAAUCGUGGGAAGAGGUGGCCGGAGAGCCUGUUUGGCAGCUACUUUUUCAACAUUUUUGCUCCCAGGAUGGAACUGCAGAUGCUGUCAAAACACCGCCCAGAAAAGAUGUUCCUUUCCAAGACAAGGGAACCCCUCCAGCCCCUGAUCCACCUGCAGGGUCUAGGCGCAGAGCAGUCCAACGCAUUGACAGUAGCAAACCUGUUCCCUUUGCCCAGAAUGAAAAUCCAGCUUGUCCAACUUUGCGUGCUCCUGGAAGUGGCCCUUCGACCAGGGCUAGCUUUUUGGAAGCAGAGUGCCCAGAUUUGGAGGACAGUUUUGCUGCAAUGCACAUGGAUCCCAAAGACCCGGGCUUAGGAGAUCUUGGUGACAUGGAUGAAGAUGAGCUUGAACAAAUCAUAGCUGAAGCAGAUGAUCGUAAGCGACGAGCCAGGCAUGAGCGUAGGUUCAAGAGUAGGGUGCUGACUCAAAGGGAAAUCGAAAUGAGAAAGCUUCAGGCUUGGAUGGCCAAAAAGAUGAUUACCUACAAAUCUUACCUUUCCUCACAUCGACUUGGGUCCACCUUCAAGAAAAUUGUAGCUUGCAAGGAAGAAACCUGGAAAGGCCUUAAAGAGACCUUGCGCUCAGGAAAGACACCAAAGUGUUCCAUUUGUUUGAAGCUUUUAGAACAACAUGGAGUCAAUGCAGCUGACUUUCCCACCCUGAUGAGUGUCAUCGACGCGGCUGAGCCAGAUGCGGUCGACAAAGUGGAUGCCCAAGACCCAGUGGAAGGGGAACAUUCUGACAAAGCAGAUGGUGAGGAGGGAUUGACUCCAGAGCAGGAGUAUGCCAAAAUCGUUGAGUUUGUGAAAUCAUUUGCUCCGAUCAUUGAACUGAUCGAAGGCGGCCAGAUCCUCAAGUACAGAUGCAUUGCUUGCACAACACGCACACAGCCGUUUGGGAAGGUGAAUUCACUAGUGAAACGAAGAUUUGCAUAUGUCAAGCACUACUUGACUCAACAUUUGGAGAGCCCUACCCACCUUCAUAAUAUGGCACAGCGGGAGCAGUUGACCCAGCAAGCUGAUUGUCCAUCAGAGGAAUGUGAGUGUCCAGGGUAUGAGAUCACUAGUGACCAGUCUUCUGGAACAUUGAAGCUCUACCGUGAUGAGUUUCGCUUGUGGGCAACCCAUGCCAAUUUGAGCCAUACCAGUGUCAAGCACAAGUACACCACUGACUUGUCUUCCAACUCAUGGUUUGUAAGACAUUUUGAGUGUGAAAAGAAGUUUUCGAAAGACAGGGAUUCAAGUGAGAAGUGCUGCAAGAAGUGUGCUGAUCUUGGCAUUCCUCGCCGUGUACAGAAGUCCGUUCUCCGAUUUGUCUUCAAGUUUCAUGCAGCCUGUUUGCUUCAGCACCGGUUGUUCGGAACAGAGGCGGAGCUUCAAGCUGCCAUUGCAUCCAUAGCCAACAGUGCCUUUGCCCAGAGGCAGCAGACAAGCUGGAAGUCAUUGCUUGAAGCAUCCAACCAUGAACUGCAGAAACUUGUGAGGCAAGCUUGGAGCUCCUUACCUCCAGAAGAGCAAACUCCAAAUACCAUUGCCUUCAAAGCUUCGGUGGUGAGUCCUUGUUUGACUGUCCAUGUGGGGACAGUAGAUUCCAAUGUGGCUACUCUGUCAGAACGGUUUCUCAAUGCUUUGUCUAGCAAUGCUCAGGAGGAGCUUGUGGCUUUGGGAUUCUUCAGGGAGCUGAGCGAAGUCAACGCAAUGAUUGCCCGGGCGGCAGUGACGCAGAAACUGGGCGCUCAUCCGAUGAUGCAAGGCAUCCUAGUCAGAUGUCUCCGGCGUCUAGACAAAGAAAGCAGAGGCAUUACCUCAAACAGAGGUAGGACUGCCUGCUUGAAUGAGACAGAGCAUCGGCUGGUUCAAGACGCAGCACUGUCCCUUGCCGUAGCCUCUGGUGCCAAUCGCCGUCUUCUGGUGGAUCUAGGACAAAAUGCGAGAAGCCCAACAAUCCAGUUGCACGAUUUGCCAGGAAUGUCUCUCCCAAACCCAAUGCUUGCUCUUAUGUGCGAAGACCAGUUGAGUGAGAACGCAACACUGGUCGACCAGUUGUUUGGCAGAUUGCCUACAUCUCCAGCCAAGCGGCUAGUGGUAGCAGUAGAUUGUACAUACCUUCUCCGUGCACAUUCUCAGAUGAAAUACCAGGGUGUCCCUGGCUUGGUGGGAGGUCCGUGGUCACCGACUUCAGAGACCGAAGCCUUCCUGAAUUUAGAUUCACUUCCAGACAAAGCGGCCAAAGCACCUGUCAUGCUUGAGGCAGUGACUUGGGACCCUGCAGCUGCUCGCCGUAGCACAUUCUCUUUGGCAAGCAUGCCCAUGUCCCUUGCAGCCCAGCAGGGAACUUUUCCAUCCAAGACCCAUGCCGGAAACCACGGCCCCCUGUCGCACAAGACGAUGGCAACUGUCGACAGGGUGCAGAAUUCAAUGAGCGGCUACCUUUUGAUGGAUUUGUUUCGGCUGAUUGCUGACCAACGAUGCGGGAAGCUGUCGCUACCCAAAUCCACAUUUUUUUUGCACCCAGAGACAAUGAGAAAUGUCCAGCAUGUUGGUCUGGCAGUGAUUGCAGUGUCCUUGACGGGCUGCAAGAGCGGAAAUCCGUUCGCCCGAGGACACCAGAGACUCACCGAGCUUGCAGUCGAGGAACAUUUUGGGUCCUUGCGGACCCAAUCUGUGUCCGCACAGCUUACUGCAAGGUCCUUCUGGAAGGCUGCUGCACGGGAGAUGGUGAGGGCGAUGAAGAGUCGCAAGCCUUGUGAACCCCCAAGUGACUCUUUGGAACCAAUUUCCAAAGAAGAUUUUUUGCUGGCAAGCAGGCGUGCCUUGAAGUCAGCACUUCGUUUGGUUUCUUGGGCCAGUGCUAUUUCUGUUGAGUCUUUGGAGAUGCAGUACCGGGAAUGGUGUGAAUGUGGUCAGUUUCGAGCAGUGCUCGGCGACAUGGACGAGGAAGACGAUGAGCUUGAAGUUGGUGAGGAUGCCGCUGGUUUGCUGAAGAGUUUGCAGGAUGAGGCCAACAUGGAGUGUGACCUUCCAGAGCAGAGCGCAGAUCCUGUUGAUUUUGAACUUCGACACGUACCAGACAAUGCGGAGCUCAAGGCUGCUUUUUCAGAGGAAGCUGCUUUGGAUUCAGAGAACUUGGAUGGUCCAGAGACCUUGACAGGAACCCCCAAGACUCUGUUUCAGGCAAUGUACCCAUUGAAUCCCGAUUCUUCGGCAGUGGUCGUCUUUGAUCGCUUGUGGAGAUUGCUCAUGUCCAUCCGUUAUUGGCGUGGAGGAGGUGAUGUUCACUGGAUUCGGAAUCCCAGAGCCUGUCGACGGAAGACUUCAGGGCUCAACUGGUACCAGUUCAACGAGAUGAAACUCAAAGAGCUGGCUGACGAGGAGGAGACCAAUUCCUUCCGACAGCGUGCUGGCCGCUUGGCCAAGUGGCGAGAAUUGGCAGAGCAAGCUGCUGCAGAGAGAAAAUCUUCCGUGAAAAUUCCGAGCGGAAACAUUGUGCUGGUGCUGGUGCCCAAGUUUUCAAAGAAUGUGGCUGCGGUGGCUUUGGUUCUCUCCGUGUGGACCACAACACGCAAACCAAAGUUGGCCACGACUACUGUUUCCUUUGAGCAUACCGUGGCUGUCAGGAUUGCCGUUUUGGAGAAAAAGAGUGUUGGUGGUGAUCACCGCUGGAUGUGCUCAAAUGAGUCAGCUGUGUGGGUCGUUCGUCCACAGUCCAUUGUAGCUGUUCUUGACCAUACCCAGUUCGAGGAUGAGACGGAGGGCUGUUCGAUCAGUCUCACUGAGAAAUCCUUGGCUUUGAUUGAGGAGAGUCACUCGGUUGCUGACUGGUGGCCGCUCUUGCCAGAAGAUUCUGAUCCCCAACAUCCAGUGAAGCAUGCCGGACUCUUUGUGCAGAGACAUGGAAGAAAGCGCAAAGUGGGAGACACGAAGGCCAAAGACACCAAAAAACUGAACAUCAAGGCAGCAUCGAAAAGGGUGAAGGCAAAGUUGAAGAAGGCGAAACAGCAGAAAAAAAACAGUGAUGCAGGGAAUGUAAAGUUCAACAGGACCCCUGUUGGCGAGAAAGCAGUCAAGGCACACAUGAGGAUGAUGAAAGAAUUGGAUGACAGCAAGUUCCCCGGCAACACCCUCUUCAAUGCAGACGGCCUUUGCAGGUUGAAGGUGGGAAAGUGCAAGGAGGUUCCCUGGGAAUCUUUUCUCGAGUCCGCAUUCAAAUACUUCAAGAUUGUGUGCCUUGUCGAGUUUGAUUUGGGUGAUUUGGGAGGUUCAGGGUUCCCUGGUGUGUUAAGAAUUUUCAAGAUGAGUUCAAGUCAUUUCAAGUCUAUGUUUUCCUAUUUUAAGCUGUUUUAA
Cladocopium goreaui is the source of this 4884-nucleotide messenger RNA. Lineage: Eukaryota; Dinophyceae; Suessiales; Symbiodiniaceae. The record is from the annotation of a GenBank genome assembly.